Molecule: messenger RNA, 1136 nt
Organism: Zea mays
Lineage: Eukaryota; Viridiplantae; Streptophyta; Magnoliopsida; Poales; Poaceae
Exons: 2
Coding region: 414-941 (175 amino acids)
Source: RefSeq, marked validated
CCAUGCCGGCAGUCCGCAACGUCCCGCGUCCAAAGCCAGUCGUCCAAACCCGCGCUACGGGCGUGAGAAUGCGUGAUGCAGCAGUACAGUAUUUGUUUCCACAGCACACGGCAAUUGAUUAAUUAACUAAAACUCAUAAUCGCGCCACUUUCGGGUCACAGGGACGCGGGCCCCGUCGUCCCCCAUCCGUUUCCUCCUCCGCCUCGCCUCCUCUCUACCCAGCCCCAGCCUCUCCCGGUCUCCCCUCCUCUCCUCUCCUCUCCUCUCCUCCUCUUCCUCUGCUUCUCUCCCCGAUCUCUAUUUCCCAUUUCCGGGCGGCUCCCGUUCUCCACCUCAAUUAUUGCCCACCCAUCCCCGCUCCCUCCUCUCCUCUCCUCCCGUCCCACCCAUCACCUCGCACCAGCGCCGGGGGAAUGGCGGCCGCGCUGUGGACGCUGCUAGUGGCGGUGGCCCUGUCGGCGGCGCUGGCCUCGAACCGCCCCGUGGCGGCGACGGCGACGGCGGCGGCGGAGGCGGCGAACGAGGUGCUCCGCGCGCACCAGCUGCCGGGGGGCCUGCUGCCGGCGGGGAUCACGGCGUUCCGGCACGACGCCGCCACGGGGGCGUUCGAGGCCCGGCUGGACGCGCCCUGCACGGCGCGCUUCGAGGUCGGCCUCCGCUACAACGCCACCGUCUCCGGGGUCAUCAGCCCCGGCCAGAUCGCCGACAUCUCCGGCGUCGCCGCGCAGGACCUCUUCAUGUGGUUCCCCGUCCACGACAUCAAGGUCGACAUCCCCUCCUCCGGCGUCAUCUACUUCAACGUCGGCGUCGUCAAGAAGCACCUCCCGCUCGCCGUCUUCGACGCGCCGCCGGCCUGCACGCCCGACCCGCUCCUGCAGCGGCUGGAGGACGUGGGCGAGGGCGGAUUGGCCGUGGUGGGCGCCGCGGCGUCCCGGCGAUGAUGGGUGGAGGAGAACGGAGGAGGGUUCGACGGCGCCGGCGAGCCAGGAUCACGAGCGCAGUUUUGAGAGGAGAACGGGCGAUCGCCGGCCUUCUUCGAUGCACAUAGAUAGCGUGGGCAUUUCCAUCUGUUUUCUUUUUUCUGCUUCCUACUAGUGGCUACACUAGUAACCAACCUCGUCUAUCAUUGUUCGUUU